Molecule: messenger RNA, 7797 nt
Organism: Petromyzon marinus (sea lamprey)
Lineage: Eukaryota; Metazoa; Chordata; Hyperoartia; Petromyzontiformes; Petromyzontidae
Gene: ERCC6
Product: ERCC excision repair 6, chromatin remodeling factor
Biological process (GO): transcription-coupled nucleotide-excision repair
Cellular component (GO): nucleus
Molecular function (GO): ATP-dependent activity, acting on DNA; ATP binding
Source: RefSeq, a predicted model, not a curated record
CCGGUAGCCGGUGUCACGUGGUUCCGGUGGGGAGGGGUGGGGGGGAGACUGGGAGAGAUUCGGGAGCGAGGUCGCGAGUUGGCGACAUCCGUGAUGAUGGUGUCCCGGUCCCAUCAUCCCCAGUAAUUGCUGCAUCCGAUUAGGACAAGAGAAUGCUGGAACCUUCGUCCCAGAGUCCAACCGAUGACGUAGAAUCCCCACAGGACAGCGAAUCCUGCUCGUCACCCCCUGCGGAGCCGUGUUCCGUCGAGAGCUCCGUGCGUAACUCCAGCCCCGUCAGCCAUGGCGCCCCGCUGCCGACAGACUCGCUCUGCACCGACGCCACCGCUUUUCCCGGUGGCCUCUCGGCUCUGGUGGCCAAGUUUGGUGAUGAUGGAAACAAUGAGCGUUUCUUCUCGGACGGGUUCCACCGCCGUCUCUCGACCCCGUACCCCACGGUUUCCACGUCCGCUCCAAACUUGGCCCCAUCUGCGGCAUCACGACACCGCACCGCCCUGGCCGGCGAUUGGCAUCUCCCGUGCGGGCCAUGGGAUGAUGGUGUUUCGUCCGAAGGUCCGCACGGGGAUCCUUCGGUAGAAUUCUGGCCGUCGGAUACAAUGGGUUUGGCGGUGGCAGUGGAGGCGGCCGAGGAGUCGUCGACGAGGCCUAAGAGCGGUGGAAUUUGCAGCCGGGGCAUUCACAUCGAUGGGCAACCCGUCCCUUCAGACGAUGGUGCCUCAUUUAAAGACCCACCCCAGAACCCUACGGUAGAACCCCUGCCAUCCGAUGACAUGGCCUUGGCAGUGGCGGCGGCGGCAGCAGCAGCGGAGGCGGCGGCCGAGGAGUCGUCAACGAGGCCCAAGAGCGGCGGAGCUCGGAGCCGCGGAAUCCACAUCGACCGGCAGCUCAUUCCCAAGCUGGCCGUGCAGUCUCAGCCGAGCGAGCUGCAGGAGCUGGGGGUGAGCGUCUACGAGCAGCGCGCGCUCGAGGCCGCCGUCCUGGAGCAGGUGGACCAGCAGCUGCACGCCGAGAGGAGAGCGCAGGAGGCGCUCGCCCUCAACGAAUACAAGUCCGUGCUCGAUGACCUGAGGUCGUGCUGUACCACGUUGAAGCAAAUCGACCAGGCGAUGGCGCGAGUGAAACCUCGCUUUCCUGGUGAUGCCAGCAAAGACUUGACGCGCCGUCUCGACUCGAUCAAACGGCAGAAGGAAAACAAGGAGAACCAAAUAAAGAAGCUGAAUGCCAAGCAGAAGAAGCUCCAGGCCAUGCUGGGCAGUGACGUCGUUCGGCAAUUGGAGGCCGAGCUUGGAAUGGAGGAGGUCGAAGAAGACGAACCCUCGGCACCAUUAUCCCUGGGCAGCCACUUGAUGCCAGCGCAGGAGAGCGAGUGGGACAUGCUGGUGCGCACGGGGCAGAUGACCCCCUUCGGCACACGCGUCUCUGCGGCGAACAACGACGGUGGCGCCGUGACGUCAUCGGCAGCUGCACCCCCACCGCCGCCGGACAAACCGCGCAGGCUGGCGCUCAGCGGCGACGCCAUGUCGGGCUUCGAGGCCUACAUGGCGGAGCAGGACCGGUUGCGGGAGACGAGGAAGAGCCGCGUCGCGGAGGCGCGGAAGCGACGGCGGAAAGCGUCGCGAGCGCUCGACGACCCGGGUCCGUCGCGCAGGAAGAGUGCCGGCGGGAGGGCCGGACAGACGGCUGGCGACGGUGAGCCGGGCGUGAAGAGGAAGGCCGAAGGCGGAGAUGGGUCUGGGGAUGACGACGAGGAGAGGAGGAGCCGGAGGAUCAGGCGGAGGAUGAGGCGGAUGUCGGGACAGCUCCAGGCCGGGGAGAAUGGUGGCGCGGCACGUGCCUUCGGCACAGGAGAUUGUGAUGAGGAGAGUGGGGAAAACUCGGACAGCAACGCUUCUGUCUCUGCAACCAAGGACACUUUGUUGGACCCAGACUGGUUGGCUGCGGGGGAAGAUGACGAUGAUGAUGACGAUGAGGAAGAAGAAGAGGAAGGUUCUUUGCAGUCUGAAAAUAAGGCCAAGAAAACGAGCAGACGACCCAGAGGAAAAAAGGGUCGAGUUGGACAGGGGUCACAGGGAGACGAUGGCGACGACGAGAAGUUCCCCAAGCUUCAGGGCAAGCGCUUCCAACGUCACCCGGACGACGGAGACAUAGAACAGUACAAGCAGCGUGUACGACGCUGGCACCGCGGCCGCUUGCUCGCCAAGAAGAAGCGCCUCGAGGAGGGACUUUCCGCGACCGAGUCUGAGGAGAGUGACGUGGAGUUUGAGGGCGGCUUCAAGGUGCCCGCAAGCCUCUGGCAGAAGCUGUACAAGUACCAGCAGACGGGCGUGCAGUGGCUGUGGGAGCUGCACGUGAAGCAGGCGGGCGGUAUUCUCGGGGACGAGAUGGGACUCGGCAAAACGGUGCAGAUCAUCGCCUUCCUGGCCGGGCUCAGCCACAGCAAACUGAGAACCCGGGGUCUCGGAUACCGGUACGAGGGGCUGGGCCCGUCGCUCGUGGUGUGCCCCACCACGGUGAUGCACCAGUGGGUGCGUGAGUUCCACACGUGGUGGCCGCAGUUCCGCGUGGCCGUGCUGCACGAGUCUGGCUCCUAUUCUGGGAAGAAGAAGGAGCGUCUGGUGGACGACCUUGCGAGUCGCGGCGGAGUCCUCGUCACGUCGUACUCGUGCGUGCGGCUCAUGCAGGACACGCUGGGCGCUCACCCGUGGCACUACGUCAUCCUCGACGAGGGCCACAAGAUCCGCAACCCGGCCGCCGCCGUCACCGUCGCGUGCAAACAGUUCCGCACGCCGCACCGCAUCAUCCUGUCGGGCUCCCCGGUGCAGAACAACCUGAAGGAGCUGUGGUCGCUCUUCGACUUUGUCUUCCCGGGGAAGCUGGGCACGCUGCCCGUGUUCAUGGAGCAGUUCUCGGUGCCCAUCACGCAGGGCGGCUACUCCAACGCCUCCGACGUGCAGGUGCAGACAGCGUACAAGUGUGCCUGUGUGCUGAGAGACACCAUCAAGCCCUUCCUCCUCCGCCGUAUGAAGGCCGACGUGAAAGUCAACUUGGCUCUUCCUGAUAAGAACGAGCAGGUUUUAUUCUGCCGGCUGACGGACGAGCAGCGCGCCGUUUACCAGAAAUUCCUAGACUCGCGCGAAGUCCAGCAGGUCCUUAACAGGGAGAGACAGGUCUUCACGGCGCUCAUAACGCUGCGAAAGAUCUGCAACCAUCCGGACCUGCUGACAGGCGGCCUGAACGCGGAGGACGACGAGCUGGCGCCCUCCGUCGCGACCAUCGCCAGCGUCGGCGGAGGAGGUGCGGACCCCACCUCCUCUGCCGCCGCCGCCGCCACGUGCGGCGCUGGAUUCGGCUACUGGCGCCGCUCGGGGAAGCUGCUCGUGGUGGAGGCUCUGCUGCGGAUGUGGCGCCGGCAGGGCCACCGCGUGCUGCUCUUCACGCAGAGUCGCCAGAUGCUGGACAUACUGGAGAAGUUUGUGCAGGGCGAGGGCUACUCCUACAUGAAAAUGGAUGGCACCACGAGCAUCGCCACUCGCCAGCCGCUCAUCGACAAGUUCAACAAGGACGAGUCCAUGUUCAUGUUCCUGCUGACGACGCACGUCGGGGGCAUCGGCGUGAACCUGACGGGAGCGAACCGUGUCAUCAUCUUCGACCCCGACUGGAAUCCGAGCACCGACACUCAGGCCCGCGAGAGAGCCUGGCGCAUCGGACAGUUGCGCCAGGUCACCAUCUACCGCCUCGUGUCGGCUGGCACCAUCGAGGAAAAGAUCUACCACAGGCAAAUCUUCAAGCAGUUCUUGACGAACCGCGUGCUCAAGGACCCCAGGCAGCAGCGAUUCUUCAAAGCCAAUGACCUCUUCGAGCUCUUCGCUCUCACCGACCCCGACUCGUCGCAGGGCACCGAGACCAGUGCCCUCUUUGCAGGCACCGGCUCGGACGUGCGAGUCCCGAUCAAACCGCAUCGCCCGCCGCACGCUUCCUCCGGCGAGCGUCACGGCCCGCACAACGCCGUGCCCAGACCAGGCAAACCGCACCGCUCCACCCAGCGGCGUCCUCCAGGCUCCUCCUCGUCAGCCUCUGCCGCUCCCCGGCGAUCGACCCCUCGCGAGGCGGCGCCCCCUCCCCGAGACCGUGUCAUCGAUGCGGACGCGACAAACGGCGUUGGCCUCAAAGGUUCCAGCAAAUCCGACCGAGCGAAGCCGAGCCCAGGAUUGGGGGAGACUCCUUUGCCGUCUCGGAACGGCGACGGCGGGGGUGGAGAGGCCGUGCCCGCGGGUGCGGCGCAGGUAACGCCGAUCGGGAGAUCCGCCGAGCGCGGCGAUGCGACGACGAGCGAGACGUCUACGGGAGGAGAUGCCAAAGAAGACGCCUCGGUGGUGUCGGAGGACAAGAUGAAGGCAUGGCGAGAAAUGGCGCGACGAUUGGCGGCGCGCCUGGCUUCCGGCGGCAGCGACUCCACGGCUGGCGGCGGCGGCGGCGCUGGCGGUGACGCUGACGUCAGCGCUCACCGCAAGCGCAGGGAGAAGCAGAAGCACGUGGAGGGCGCGGAAAGCGGGCGCAGGCGGGACGGGGACGGGGACGAGGGUGACGGGAGGUCGAAGAAGAAGCGGAAGGGCGUUCGCUUUGAGGGGGAGAGAAUUCCUCACCUGGUGAGGCAUGCGGAGUUCAAGGGGGCCUCUGCAGCAGGCGGAGACAAGGAGGAGCGAGAGGACCGCAGGAAGACCGACGACUACGUUCUGGAGAAGCUCUUCAAGAAGUCCGGAAUCCACAGCGCGAUGCAGCACGACGCGAUCAUGAACUCGUCACGGCCGGACUUCGCGCUGGUGGAGGCGGAGGCGACGCGGGUGGCGCGCGAUGCGAUGCAUGCGCUCCGCCAGUCGCGCCGGCACUACCGAUCGGCAAGCGCGGCGCCGCCGCCGCCGCCGCCCCAAGCGCGGUUUGGGCAGAGGAAGAAGCCCCUGCCGUUGGUGCCAGCCCAGGCCACUAAACCACAAUCGCAGAAGUGCAGGGAUGUGCAAGCUGUACCCAAGGACUCCCCGGUGCCCACGAGCUCGCAGACUCCACGGUUCGGCAAGAAGCCGGAACGAACAAAGGAUGAAGGAGCUGCAAGCGGUAGCGGUGGCGGCACCAGCAGUAGUAGCGGUGGCAGCACCAGCAGUAGUAGCGGUGGCAUCGUUGGCUGGAGCAACGCGAGUGAUGUCCCCAGCAGCCUGGGCAACCUGGAGUCCAACCUGAACCCCGUGUCCACGACGGUGCUGGCUCGCAUGCGCACCCGGAACCACCUGCUGCUGGCGCGGGCACUCGAGUCCACGGAGGACGGAGAGGAUGAGCAGAGCCAGGCGCCCUCCUCCUCCUCCUCCUCGCUGCCACCGAGCGAGUUCUCCGAGCUGCUGUCGGACCUGCGCACGUUCGUGGCGUUUGGCGGCGCCGAGGACGGUCGGGCGAGCACCCAGGAGCUGCUGCACACGUUUGAGCGGCGCGUGCCGCCCGAGCACUCGCCCGUCUUCCGCGAGCUCCUGCGCAGCCUCUGCACCUUCGAGCGUGACUCCACGGGCCUGGGGAUGUGGCACCUUCGCCCCGACUACCGCUAGCGCGGCCGUCCGUGCGUCCGUCCGUGCGUCUGUUCGUCACGGGGGGGCGGGGGGGGGUGGUGGUGGGGGUCAAAGCGCGCUUUCAGAAAUGCCGGGGAAAACCCCCGACUGGGCGGCCGUGCCCAAGCGUGACGCGGCUGAUAUCAUGCCGAUAGCGUCACCAGACCCCCGCCCAUCACUCCCUGUCCAGCGGCACACAUGGGAACAGUGGUGAGGCUUAUUUUUUCAACUGUGUUUUACGUGCCGUCUGAUUAGUCGAACUGGCAACCCGUGGCGACUUUGUUGUCAUCGCGACGCUAUUUAAGUAUUACAUUCUUGGUUCCCAUUACUCGACUCGCCCUCUGUUCUACAAUGAACUUCUUACGCACCGUACCUAGCCAACAGUGCUAAUCAGAGGGCCUGCCACUGAACCGGAGGCAGUGGAGGUAGGGGUUUGAUGACGUCAUCAGCAUCACCAGCCCACGUCAUGCUGGCCGUGACCCGCAGGGCGGGUUUCCCGUUUUCAGGAUGAGCGUGGGAUGGAAGCUACGUUUACCAAUCCGCCGUCUUCCCGUCAUCACGAUUGCGCAGCUGUCGUGUUGCACGUCGCUGUCGUGUUGCACGUCGCGCUCGUAUUGAACGAGCGCGUUUGUUUUCAAGUUUGUUGUGGGGACGCUGGCCUGUGCCGUUGUGAGUUAAGAAAUAUCAUGAAAAGAUUAUAAAGCGUGCAUCCGUUAGAAAAAUGAAACUUUUUUAAAGGGUCUUUUUCACCAAUUUCAUUCCGAUGGUGCCGUCUUGCAUCGUGCCGUCAAACGGCAAUGGCCCUGAUGGCACAUUGUUUGUUGUUGUAGUUAAUAGUUUAUCUGUUGUAGUCUCAUUGUUUAUGUGUUGUAGUUUCAUUGUCUCACCUUAACACGUUUACUGUAACACUAACUCACCAAGGGCACAGACUGAUUCACCAACCCUCCUCCGCUUCCCACAAUUCCUUGCGAUUUGUUGCUAUUUGGAGGUCGCCGUUUGGUCGAGGAAUGAAUUAUUUUGCGCGUCUCGUUUUUUUGUGUCUCCUUCCGUCAUUUGCAUGUCUCAUUUGCUUCGUUAUCCUGUGUGUGUGUAGUAUGCACCGGUUGCAUACAGUUUCUAUGAAUUGUACUUUAUAUACUCUUACACAUCUGAGUAGAUGGGUGUAUCAUAGGAGUGGGUGCGCCACACUUUGUCGCAAUUCGCGUGCGAUGGACUAAAUUGCGGGUACUUCCAUCGCUUCCAAGACCUCUGGCCAAUGUGGAAGAGUAGGCAAAAACACCCUCUAGAAGUGCUCUCUAGAGCUCACUCUGGUUGAGGCCGGCCUGCCAGGUGUGGAAGAAGGAAGCAAUCGCAGGGCUGAACUUUUUCCUAUCACCUUUUAUCGUGAGCAUUAAGAACCGUUUUUUAAACGAUGAAUCGUAUCAAUCUGUCUGUUUGUCACCGUUGUUGUGACCUGUAGCCCGCUGAUGGCCAAUGACUGCUAAUCACAGGUGUCGCUAAUAGAACCGUUGCAUUACUUGAGUUUUCCUCUCCGGUUAAUUUAUUUGCAGGGAAUAUGGUUGCGUGUAGAUUUUGGAGCAAACAUUGCUUGCGCUUGGUGCUAAUAAUAUUUCACAAUCCUUUGGCAAUCCACUGCUGGAUGAAGGCCUCCCCAGGAAACUUUCUGUCAUGAGGGCUGUCUCACCGUCCCGCACUUCAACAGUACACGUUGGUGGAUGGGAGAGAGUGACCCACGACUGGCUCAGAUGUCACUCGCCGCUGAUGUUAACCGUGACUGGGAAUUGAAAUCAAGCUGCCGAGUUAAUAGUGCAGUGCGCCAACCACUGUGCCACCGCUCCACCGUCGGUGCUAUUAUGGAGCUGUAAAUCUGCUUGUCUCAUGAACUUACUCGAUUCUAACCCGAUAUCCUUUCACUCGAACACAUCUGUCAACAUGAAUUUGAUCGCAUUAUUGGUCAUUGGUGGUCUCAGUACUUGUCCAAUUGUGAAGCGAAAUUUUACGAACACUUGAUGUGUCUUACUCGAGUUUUUUUUGUAUUACGGGUUUCAUUUUAUACAAAACAUUUAUAUACGGGAUAGUAAACAUUUUACACGGCCAUUGGUGGCUAUCUUGCUUUGACAGUAUUGGCUUUGCCAAAAAAUGCGGAAAUGUUUUCUGGAUGUUGUAGUUUGUGUGUAUUUAAAGAAAAAAUAAAGUAUAAUGGAUCAUC